Molecule: messenger RNA, 342 nt
Organism: Ostreobium quekettii
Lineage: Eukaryota; Viridiplantae; Chlorophyta; Ulvophyceae; Bryopsidales; Ostreobiaceae
Source: the annotation of a GenBank genome assembly
AUGAGUCCAUUCAAGUGGUUGGCCCCCACAUAUGCGGUCUUUGGCAUAUCACAGCUUGUGGCAAUGCAUGACAUCCAUUCUAAAUUUGAAAUGAGAAUCAGCCAAGUGAAGAGCAAGUGGGUAGCUCUUGUACGCAGUGCGGCUGCGAUGCUCAGGUUGAACAUUACUUUCUUGGAUGUGGUGCAACAGCCUAUUGAAACUUCGGCCAUUGCUGAUUCCUGGGCGAUAUGGUGGCACAAUCUUGUCGAUGGUGAUCACAAGGCCCUGUUACUCAGCUUGGAUGGGAGUGGUUGCUUCGCCUGGGUUUGUGCUCCCUUGAAUAUGCGAAACAGGUUGCAGUAA